UUUGUGAUGCACAGAAGAUAUUGCAGUUAUUUUGAAGACUUACUUGCCAAGAAAAUCCUGUGGUUGGUUAAUACCUUCUGUCUCCAGUUUUAGGGAUGCGUGGUUUUGCUGGUUUCUGCAUCAGAGGAUUCUGAUGCUGUGGGGGCAGGCUGGACUGGGAGAGUCACCCGUCAGGUUGCCUCAUCUGCCUCGCAGACAGCUCUGGAUCCAGAAAACAAGAAGCUCCAUAAUAAGACAAGUAAGAGAAUAGCCACUGGGAAAUGAAAACAAUUGUCCUCUGAAGUAGGAUCAAACUUCUGCACAAAGGACAGUAUGAUCAUGAAAGAGAUUUUCAUCCUUCUGCUGAAUCUGAAUCUGGUCUUCAGUGUCCAAGCCAUUCGAGAGAGCAUCCCUAUGAAGAGCUUGAGCUGUUACAACGACUACAACUCACAGGUGACCUGCACAUGGAUGGAGCAUUCAGAGGCUCAUGCCCUCGUUGGUAUGAUUCUUUACCAAAGGGAUGAUAUUACGGAGGAGAACAAGGAGAUGUUUUGCAAACACCAGGCAGAAAAUGACUUACGUGAAGCUUCAGACUCCUAUGUGCACUGGGUUUGUCACAACACUACAGAUGGUUUUGGAAUAGGAUUAGAUUAUGUUUACGGCUUCAAACCUAACAAGAUACUUCAAGCAGAACUAAGUGUUGAUCUUUUCCAAAAUGUUCAGACCCCCCCACCUCAAAACCUCUCGGUCAGCUUGAUGACAUCAGGAGACUUCUUGCUGACCUGGAAAGCAGCUGAUGGAAGCCAAGGGCUGAGCAGUGCCCUGGAGUAUGAAGUCACUUACAAGCGGGAGUGGGAGUCCUGGGAGAAAGCUGCCUCCCUCUUGCUCUCCAACACCACAAGUUGCCAUCUCCACCACAAGGGCCUUCUCCCAGGAAGCAGCUACGUUGCCCGCGUGCGAGCCAGACCGGGGCAGGCCAGUGGCUUCUCUGGGCAGUACAGCGAGUGGAGCACGGAGGUGUCAUGGCAGACCCCUGAAGGUGGCCUUCAUCCCAGCAACCUUCGCUGCCUCUUCAAUGGUGCAGAUCAUCUGACGUGCAGCUGGGAAGUGAAGAAAGUGAUCGCCACCUCUGUCCUCUUUGGCUUGUUCUUCAGGGCCACUCCAGCAUCAGCAGAAGAGGAGUGUUCUCCUGUGCACGAGCAGACUUUGCCUCAUGUUCCAUAUGUGGUCCAGAGCUGCACAAUCCCUGUUAACAACUCCAGCAGUCAGAGACGGUACCGUGUGUCUGUCCGGGCCAAGACAGAGGAGAAGCUGACUGAAUCCCACAAGAACAUUAAGGUGCUGCCACCCAGAAAUGUGUCAGUAACAGUGACAGAGAACCAAGAGUAUGAACUGAGGUGGAUAAAACACGCUUUCAACUAUGACUUCAUAAAACAGAGAUACCAAGUUGAGUACUGGAAAAACAACCAAUACGAGAAGACAGCCGAGAGGUUAAAUAUCAUCAAUGAUGAACCUCCCUUCAUCUUCACCGGGCAGAUGUUGGCAUCAUCUACAGAAUACAGGGGGAAAAUGCGGGCGAGGGUGAAUACGCCUGUGGAAUAUGAGGGGCCUUGGAGUGAAUGGAGUGAGGAAUUCACCUGGAAGACAGAGAAUGUUUCAGUUCUGCCACCAGUGGUUCUCCCAGCGAUGCUCCCAGCUCUCAUCAUCAUCUUACUUAUAGUUGCUUAUUGCAGCUAUAGGUAUUUCCUCAGGAAGAAGCAAAUGUGGGAGGAAAAGAUUCCGAACCCCAGCAAGAGUCUCCUGAUCCAGAGCUACCUGGGGAAAGUACAUUUAGGAAACUGGCCAACAAGCAGCCUGCUGGACUUCAACAAAUACAACUUUUCUGAGAAGAUGGAGCAGGCUAGCUUCCUUCAAGUUGUGGGCAGGCAGACAAAGACUUUGGCAGAGUCCUCUGAAGGGCAGGCUAAAAAGAUGGAUGUUUCCCCUGUUGCACUGGACCUACAGAACUCAUACCAUGCUUUAAAUGAGCUAGAGCAUGCCCCAGUUGUCUGCUCAAGUCGGAUUGCUGGUCAUUCCCUUCCUGUUUCAAGGAGAAACAGUGCUGAUGCAAGUAUUGCUUCCCAGAUGGCAGUCCCUUGCUUUGCUUUCAACGGUCCAUACAUAUACAGCCCAGUGGUGUCCUCCCUGCCUGAUGUGCAUCAGACCUUGGAAGUGGACCCAGUGGGAGUCCGUGAGAAGUCAGUUUCCCUUCAGUAUGUGACCCUCCCAAAGGAAGACUGUCCCCAGCCUCCACAGAGGCAAGAGCAGCCAGCAGCAGCUCCUUCACAGCCUUUCCUGCUCCCAGAUCAGAAGGAAGUGACACAGCACAUCGAGGAUGAGAAAGAAGUCUCACUGGCCCCACCAACCUGUGGGAAAGUCAUGGACAUGAGAACAGAAGAGCAGAAAUCUCCAAAGGCUCUAGGUUGUGUCACGUCUCCUCAGCAGUGCCCCUUGGAGUAUGUCACCACAGAGAGCCUGUUAGUGCCAUCAGCCAGCAACUCCACCCCUCCACCACUUGUCACUGCUGGGGAGUUACCCGGUGACUCACAGGAGCCCCAGCCCUCCAGUGACCACUCUUGUCAUGAGUCUUCUCAGGGGAAAACUGGUGCCACGGCCCCAGUUUCAGGUCAAGCACCAACCUCGUCACCUGAAUUGCACCUGGAUACAUUUGGAGAGUAUCUUACUGUCCCUUUAGAUGUCCAUGGACAUUCAGAACCCACAAAGAUUCCUUUGCCCGUCUUACAGAAGGGAAAUGAUCUUCUUAGAAAGCAGCCUUUGUCAGAGGGUAACUUGGUGGUGUUAAACCCUGACAGCACUGAGCCAGUUUUCCUUUGUCAGAUUGGUGACUAUUGCUUCCACAAUGUAAAAUCCAGUGUGAAGACGGAUAUUAGUCAGGAAGACUAUCAAGUCAAGAAACCUUCUGAAGGCAAGACAACACCUGAUGAAGCCAUCACUGGCAAGGAAAAAGAUGUGUCAAAAAUGCAAGCUAUUAAGCUGUUCAAAAACCUGAAAUCAGAUGAUUACUUUUCCUGGCAGCAACCUUUGAGGGUCACAGAAAUCUGUUAAAUGGGCAAAUAUUAAUGAAUACUAAAGCUACAGAUAACUGAAAGAGGUUGCAACUAUCUGAUGAAAAUGAACUCUCAAACUUAAGAAUAAAUAAGCACCAGUUCCCUUUUCCAGCUUCCAGUCCAACAUAUUGAAAGACUUGAAGUAGCUCAAUAUCCUUCUCAGUGGCCUUCACAGAUUUAGCAUGAAAGACAAUCCAAAUAUUGCCCUAUUGGUGUUUUUCAAACUUUUUGGCUUGCUCACAAUGAACAGUUUAGCCUCCUCGUGAUGCUGCGACACAUCACAGUCAUCUCGCAAUAAUACCAGAUUGCCUGAGACAAAACUCAUAGAAGAAAAUGCAGACUUAACAGCUUGAAAUGCUAUCAGAAUAAGACAGGCUUGGGAACCUUUGAAAGAAAUCAUAUUUUCUUAAGAGCAAUUUUGUUGAACUUUCAUGUGUGUAUAAAAUAGAGCUAAGAGUCACCGAGGAGCUUUUGUAUCUCUACCUUUCCACUACUAGUACAAAAUACAUAAUGGGUAAGGUGAAAAAAAACCCAGAUAGUAAUAGAAGUGUAUUUUAAAAAUAAAAAAAUGAGAAAAAAAAAAAGUUGAAGUCACGAAACCCUUCUUAAUAUUAAGGUACAGUGUAUUACAGCAUAUUCUAAGGGUAAGAAGGAACGUUACUGGGAUACAUAAAGUAGGCUGCAGAGAACCGUGGCGAAGAAGAUACGUUACUGAAAUAAAACCCAAGGACUCGUAAGGUGCAGCGAGAGGAAGGGAGUGGGACAGGUAAGAGAAAAUGACAGCCAAGAAAUGUUGAGAAGGUGCACAAGCCUGUAUCUGCUGGAGUAUUUCUAUUUCUAAGUGUUAAAGUACUAUAUGAUUUUCUUUUAAGUUCUUUGGCUGUUUAUGCAUGAUAUAAUUAAUCUUAGCUAUGUCAUUUAUUCUUAGUGGCUUUUUUUUCUGAAUAAUAAACUGUGUUGAGAAAGAGGAGCCAUUUUUCCCUCCCAGUUCUGUUGUAAAGAAAAUGGUACAAGGUAAGAGCAUUUAUCCAGAGCUGCCACUCUGUGAUCAGUAAAAGGCUUUGGUUUCAGACUUGACUUGGCUUACACUGCAGAAUAAAAUGUUUCUUUUUUCAAAUGCAAAACUUGUACUAAUAAAAAAAUAUUCCUAUAAA
This is a messenger RNA of Calidris pugnax (ruff), 4240 nucleotides long. RefSeq names its product cytokine receptor common subunit beta-like. Gene Ontology annotation, biological process: cytokine-mediated signaling pathway; immunoglobulin mediated immune response. The coding region runs from base 313 to 3084 and encodes 923 amino acids. NCBI's taxonomy places the organism in Eukaryota, Metazoa, Chordata, Aves, Charadriiformes, Scolopacidae. Gene Ontology annotation, cellular component: external side of plasma membrane. The transcript is spliced from 14 exons. The record is from RefSeq and is a predicted model, not a curated record. Gene Ontology annotation, molecular function: cytokine receptor activity; protein binding.